Molecule: messenger RNA, 636 nt
Organism: Effrenium voratum
Lineage: Eukaryota; Dinophyceae; Suessiales; Symbiodiniaceae
Source: the annotation of a GenBank genome assembly
AUGUGCGCCACGCCGGCGAAGCCGGGCAUCAAGCUGAAGUUUCUGAAGUUUGACGUGCUGGACCAGUUCCGGGAUCAGUUCGAGCCCUACCACGGCAUGUUCGGCUGCGAUCUCAGCUCCAGCACGUCCUUCCCGGAGACUUUGAUCCGCCUGCCCUUCCGCACCGCGGAAUCCGCGAAGAUCAGCGAGAUCAGCGACACAGUAACGUCGCCGGAAGGCGCCAUGGCCUUCCUGAAAGCCUUCCACGCCGCGGCGGCGGAGUGUCUCAUCUUUCUGCAGCACGUGCAGAGCAUCGAGUUCUGCUGGAUCCCGGCGGACGCGAAACCCGGGGCCACGCCCAGCAGCGUCAUGCAGAUCCAGGCGCCCGGGUUUGAAAGGCAAGCGCUUGGGAAUGGAGUUGGGGUACUUUGUUGGAGGGUAAGCCUUUUGAGUCCAAGGGUGGGAAUGGAUUGGUGUUACUUUUUUUGGAAGGGUACCAUUUUUUUUCGGUCCGAGGACCUUGGUUUGAAAGGAAACAAGGGGGGAAACACACAGAUGUUGGUUGUCCUUUGUGUUUGGUUGAUUGUUUCUUUGAAAUGGUUGGCUUCCUCGGUGUCUUUUCAAAUACGAGCAGAGGUGUCCACCAACGGAAGCUAG